Messenger RNA from Ipomoea nil (Japanese morning glory), 768 nucleotides. RefSeq names its product transcription repressor OFP6-like. Bases 62 to 604 code for a protein of 180 amino acids. The record is from RefSeq and is a predicted model, not a curated record. The transcript has 2 exons. Lineage: Eukaryota; Viridiplantae; Streptophyta; Magnoliopsida; Solanales; Convolvulaceae. Gene Ontology annotation, biological process: negative regulation of DNA-templated transcription.
CAUAGCUUGCUUAGUUGCUUCUAAGCUUCUCACCUUCAUUAUUGCAUUUUACAACAAUACAAUGUCGUCGACCCAUAAAAAGAAGAUUAUACUCAGAAAUAUCACCGUGAAACUAGGCUGCAGCAGCAGCUGCGCGAGGCCGAAAGACUCCACCGUUUUCCAACCUAAACCGCUGCACCGCCGCCGCCAUUCCAAAUCAUCUGCCGGAAAAUUCCGCCGCGGCGACACCGACCCCAAUCACUGCUCUUCCAGUUCUCUGGACACGUCAACAACCACCUUCUCCUCCAAUAUCAGGGCCCUGAAGGCGGUGCAGGGCUUCGGGAGGAUCGACGGGGAGGGCGUCGCCGUCGAGAAGGACUCCAGCGACCCCUACCUCGACUUCCGGCAGUCCAUGCUUCAGAUGAUCCUCGAGAGAAACAUCUACUCCAAGGACGACCUCAAGGUCCUCCUCAACUGCUUCUUGCAGCUCAAUUCCCCUUACUAUCACGGCAUCAUCGUCAGAGCGUUCACCGAAAUCUGGUACGGGAUUUUCUCGGCGAGGCAGCCGCCGGCGGCGGCGGCGGUGGAAGGAGGAGGGAAAGAGUGUGCAUCACGUGACUUUUAGGUGAGGCACGUGACGCCCGUAUCGUCAGUCGUUUACUAACUUUUUCUGUUUUGGGUUUAGUAGCGGGUGGACUAUACAAAUGUGGACCCCUUAAUGUAUUUUGAUUAAUUUGAGUGAUAUAUUAAUAUGAAUAUAUAUAUAUAAAUAUAAUAUGUUGAAUCUAA